Vicugna pacos (alpaca) is the source of this 1366-nucleotide messenger RNA. The record is from RefSeq and is a predicted model, not a curated record. Lineage: Eukaryota; Metazoa; Chordata; Mammalia; Artiodactyla; Camelidae.
CGCCUCUUUCAUUUGGAGGGGGUGGGGCAGUGGGCCAUGACGCCAUCAGAGGGCGUCGGAAGAGGGGUGGAAAGCGUGUUGGAGAUGUUGGAGUCGCUUUUGGCUCUUGGCGGCAUGGUGCUGCUACGGGACUCCGUGGAGUGGGAGGGGCGCAGUCUCUUGAAGGCGCUUAUCAAGAAAUCAGCACUGUAUGGAGAGCAAGUCCACGUCCUGGGCUGUGAAGUGAGCGAAGAAGAGUUUCGUGAAGGUUUUGACUCCAGUAUCAACAGUCGGCUGGUUUACCAUGACCUCUUUAGAGACCCUCUUAACUGGUCGAAGACUGGGGAAGCCCUUCCUGGGGGCCCCCUGGAAGCCUUGAGAGCCCUGUGCGGGAGGACAGAUCCUGGCCCUAUCACCGUUGCUCUUGAUUCCCUCAGCUGGCUGCUGCUUCACCUUCCCUGCACCACACUCUGCCAGGCUCUGCAUGCUCUGAGCCGGCAGGACCCCUGCCCUGGAAAGCAGGUGCGUGUGCUGGGCCUGCUUCAUGAAGAGCUUCAUGGCCCAGGCCCUGUGAGAACGUUGAGCAGCCUUGCUCAGGCCGAGGUGACCCUGAGCGGGGCGAUGGGCCAGGCCUCAGCCCACAUCCUCUAUCGAAGGCCCCGACAGCACCCGACCCACCAGACUCAGUGGUUCUCCAUCCUUCCUGACUUCAGCCUGGAUCUCCAAGGGGGUCCCCUGCUAGAGCCCCAGCCCCAACCAGAUCCUCACACACCCCCGGUGGACCCCACAAAUCAUUUGACUUUCAAUCUUCGCCUGUCCAAGAAAGAGAGAGAAGCCAAAGAUAGCCUGGCCCUGCCCUUCCAGUUCAGCUCGGAAAAAGCCUUGGGUCCCAGCUCCACAGUUGUCCCCAGAGUAAUCAGGGCCUGGGCUGAACCAGAACAGACCCUGGGGCAGUGGCCCUAUGUCCAGGCAGUGGUGCCAGGAGCACAGGAAGCCGGAUGGACAGCAGGCUCUACUGCGCCCUGGGCCAGGCCAGGCUACCAGCCACAUCUUCUAUGAGCCAGACACUUAUGAUGACUUGGACCAAGAAGACCCAGAUGAUGACCUAGAUGUUUGACUGGCCAGGACAUUUGACCAGACUGUAAUUGGAAAGGGAAGAGGGAAACCUUGGGCCCAUAACCAUCCUUCCAUUGUUUGCAUUGGCCUUACCCUGUCUGUCCCCCAUCUGUGUUCCCUAUGUCUAUGGAGGCCCUGCCCUGUGACCCAUGAGCCUGGGAACAGCUUCCAAUGAGGACAGAAAGUGGGAUGGGGGCAUAAGGGAAGGUGAGGGACUAGGAACACCACCACCCCUAAGCCUAAUAAAAAUCUUUAUUUUUUUAAUUAAAAA